CUGCCCCUUCAUUCAGUGAGCCGGAGUUAGUCGGGGCGGGUCGUCACUGCAAUCUAUCAUAUUACACUUUAUAUUUUGUGUAUUUUAACUUUAGUGUAGGGCGACCCGAUACCUAACCCGACUAGAGUACUUAAAAGCAACAACCAUGUUGCACAUAAAGAAUAUCGCUAAGACAGUAGUUCCGCCUUUGAAGAACACCAUCCAAAAUGAAGCCGUCAAUAAUAUGCUCAGAAUUACGCCAGCGGCUGUGAACGUGUGCUGCCGAACAUACGCCAGCCAUGAGAUCCCAGACAGGCUUAAGGACAUCCCGACCAGUGCAAACCCCAGAUUCUUUGACAUGGUGGAAUACUUCUUCCACAGGGCAUGCCAGGUGAUCGAAAACAAACUGGUGGAGGACAUGAAGUCGAGGGUCUCCAUCGAAGAGAAGAAAAAGAAGGUGGCUGGUAUUCUUAAUAUGAUGCAGCCUUGUGAUCAUAUUAUUGAAAUCCAAUUCCCUCUGAGGCGUGAUUCCGGCGACUACGAAAUGAUCCUGGGAUACAGGGCGCAACAUUCCUCGCACAGGACACCUACUAAAGGAGGUAUUCGAUUCUCAACGGACGUGACUAGAGACGAAGUCAAGGCCCUGUCUGCUCUGAUGACGUUUAAGUGCGCGUGCGUCGACGUGCCCUUCGGCGGCGCCAAGGCCGGCAUCAAGAUCAACCCCAAGGAGUACUCCGAGCAUGAGCUUGAGAAGAUCACCCGUAGAUUCACCCUUGAGCUCGCCAAGAAGGGAUUCAUUGGGCCCGGCGUCGACGUGCCAGCCCCCGACAUGGGAACCGGCGAGCGUGAGAUGUCGUGGAUCGCCGACACCUACGCCAAGACCGUGGGCUACCAAGACAUCAACGCCCACGCCUGCGUCACGGGAAAACCCAUCAACCAGGGUGGUAUCCACGGCAGAGUUUCGGCUACCGGCAGAGGAGUAUUCCACGGAUUGGAGAACUUCAUCAACGAAGCCAACUACAUGAGCAUGAUCGGCACGACCCCCGGCUGGGGCGGCAAGACGUUCAUCGUGCAGGGCUUCGGUAACGUGGGGCUGCACACGUGCCGCUACCUCGUGCGCGCCGGCGCCACCUGCAUCGGCAUCAUCGAGCACGACGGCGCCAUCCACAACCCCGAGGGCAUUGACCCCAAGGCUCUGGAAGACUACAGGAUCGAGAACGGCACGAUCGUGGGCUUCCCCGGGGCUAAGCCCUACGAAGGCGAGAACAUGCUCUAUGAGAAGUGUGACAUCCUCGUCCCCGCCGCUGUGGAGCAGGUCAUCCACAAGGAGAACGCGCACAAGAUCAACGCCAAGAUCAUCGCCGAAGCAGCCAACGGCCCCACCACACCAGCCGCCGACAAGAUCCUCAUCGAUCGCAACAUCCUCGUCAUCCCCGACCUUUACAUCAACGCUGGAGGUGUCACCGUCUCCUUCUUCGAGUGGCUGAAGAACUUAAACCACGUGUCCUACGGCCGUCUCACGUUCAAAUACGAGCGCGAGUCCAACUACCACCUAUUGGAAUCGGUACAAGAGUCUCUCGAGAGGCGCUUCGGUCGCGUGGGAGGCCGCAUCCCUGUCACGCCCUCUGAAUCCUUCCAGAAGAGGAUCUCUGGAGCCUCCGAGAAGGACAUCGUGCACUCCGGACUUGACUACACCAUGGAGCGCUCUGCUAGGGCCAUCAUGAAGACUGCUCAAAAGUUCAACCUGGGCCUAGAUCUGAGAACAGCUGCCUACGCCAACUCCAUCGAGAAAAUCUUCACGACCACCGCCGACGCCGGUCUCGCGUUCUAAACUCAAUAGAUUAUAACAAAGUAUUGUCUGCAUUUCAUAGACUCCAUUUUAGCCCCUAUGCACAUAUUUUAUUAUUAAGACAUUUUAAUCACAGUAUUUCUUUUUUGAAAUCAUUGCUUUAUUACUUACAGAUAUGCAAGCAUUGUUUAUCAAUUAAGUGAAAUUAAGGUUUUCCAAUUGUAUGUAUCAUUGUGAAUUUUGAAUAAAAUAUUGUUUUACUGUUAA
Ostrinia nubilalis (European corn borer) is the source of this 2035-nucleotide messenger RNA. RefSeq names its product glutamate dehydrogenase, mitochondrial (gene Gdh). Bases 146 to 1810 code for a protein of 554 amino acids. The record is from RefSeq and is a predicted model, not a curated record. Gene Ontology annotation, molecular function: L-glutamate dehydrogenase (NAD+) activity. Gene Ontology annotation, cellular component: mitochondrion. Gene Ontology annotation, biological process: L-glutamate catabolic process. Lineage: Eukaryota; Metazoa; Arthropoda; Insecta; Lepidoptera; Crambidae. The transcript has 9 exons.